CCCCAGUCCACUAGGCGGCGCUGCGUGUUAGUACUUGUGUCGGCGAGCUGCCUGCUGUCACAUGUGACAUUGACAACAACAGAGGCACAAUGAGGCUGACUGUUCUCCUAUCGAUGGCAGCCAGAGUUAUUGUGCCCAAAGGUUACCGCUACGGCACAAACAGACCAUGGACUGCUCAGGCCAAGAGACUCAAUCCUCCAGGAAAGACCAGGAGGAAGGUGUUUGUGGAGCCGAUAGCUAAAGAGGACUGGUCCUUUUUUAAAGGCGACCAGGUUGAGAUCCUUGCAGGGAAGGACAAAGGAAAACAUGGAAAAGUGAUUCAAGUCAUCAGAAACAGAAACUGGGUUAUACUGGAGGGACUGAACACGCAUCACAGGUAUAUUGGUAAAUCUGGGGAUUACCGAGGGACCUAUGUGUCCAGCGAGGCUCCCCUCCUGCUUCGUGAUGUUGCCCUCAUUGACCCCGCAGACAGGAAGCCCACUGAUGUUGAGUGGAAAUUCACAGAGGAAGGCGAGAGAGUCCGAGUGUCUCUCAGGACAGGUCGGAUCAUCCCAAAACCUGUAGUAGAGCGGAGAGACGGCAUCGUACCGCAGCAGUGGAAAGAUGGUCCCAAAGACACUAGUCCAGAAGACACUCUAGAAAAGACAUACGUACCAUCUCUGAAAACCCUGGAGGAGGAAGUCAUGGAGAAACUGGGCAUCCAGGAGAACAGGCGCCACCAAAGGUCCUACUGGUACUGAGCAGAGAAACCAGAGACAAGCCAUAGGGUGCUAUGGAGUUUCCACAGGACGUCGGAGGAUCUUGUUUUUGAUUGGAGUCAAAGUUAACAUUUUAAAAGAGACUGUGAGGAUGAUUUGAGAAAGACCUCUGGACUUAAAAGCAGCGCUGUAACAUACAUGUUGAGAAAAGAACAGCUUUGUGUACAGGGGAGAAGAAGACAGAGCUGAUAACAAACAUCAACUUUAUUGUUUCCUUAAUGGCUACAGCUGUAGUUAUUCUUUCUUUCAUACUUUGUGAUUUUGUGAAUAAAUGUCAGAAGUAUACACGUA
This is a messenger RNA of Labrus bergylta (ballan wrasse), 1049 nucleotides long. RefSeq names its product mitochondrial ribosomal protein L24 (gene mrpl24). Lineage: Eukaryota; Metazoa; Chordata; Actinopteri; Labriformes; Labridae. Gene Ontology annotation, molecular function: structural constituent of ribosome; RNA binding. Gene Ontology annotation, biological process: translation. Gene Ontology annotation, cellular component: mitochondrion; ribosome. The record is from RefSeq and is a predicted model, not a curated record.